CGCUCAGGUGAUGCUUCUCUUUGUGGCAGUAGGAACAAGAUGGCUCCCGUGCUGGAGAAGAAGCUCCUGGGCGCCGGUGGGGCUAUUGACACCUUAGACAACAGCAAUGAAGACGAAGAAGGACAAAAUCUAUGGUCCUCUAUUCUGAGUGAAGUGUCCACCAGGUCGAGGUCGAAGUUGCCGUCCGGGAAGAAUAUUCUUGUUUUUGGAGAAGAUGGCUCAGGAAAAACUACAAUUAUGGCAAAGUUGCAAGGAGCCGAACACAAUAAAAAAGGGAGGGGACUGGAGUAUUUGUAUUUAAGUGUACAUGAUGAAGACCGAGAUGAUCAGACAAGAUGCAAUGUAUGGAUUCUGGAUGGAGACUUGUAUCACAAAGGCCUUCUGAAGUUUGCUGUUUCUGCAGAGUCGCUGAAAGACACCUUGACUGUGUUUGUUGCAGACAUGUCAAGACCAUGGUCUAUUAUGGAGUCGUUGCAAAAAUGGGCUAGUGUUCUCCGUGAUCACAUUGAUAAGUUGAAAAUUCCACCAGAGGAGAUGAGGGAAAUGGAGCAGAAAUUGGUGAAGGAAUUUCAGGAAUACAUGGAGCCUGAAGAUGCAACUCAGGGAUCUCCGCAAAGACGAGCACCUACAUUAUCAGGGUCAGAAGAUGACAGCGUUGUCCUUCCACUUGGUGAAAAUGUACUCACGCACAAUUUGGGCAUUCCAGUGCUAAUAGUUUGCACCAAAUGUGACGCAGUGAGUGUCUUAGAGAAGGAACAUGACUAUAAAGAAGAGCAUUUUGAUUUUAUCCAGUCCCAUAUCCGAAGAUUCUGCUUACACUAUGGAGCGGCCUUGAUUUAUACUUCAGUUAAAGAAGAAAAGAAUUUGGAUCUUCUUUAUAAAUACAUUGUACAUAAAAUGUAUGGCUUCCAAUUUACCAUUCCUGCCUUAGUGGUAGAAAAAGAUGCAGUUUUCAUACCUUCUGGAUGGGACAAUGAGAAGAAAAUAGCUAUUUUGCAUGAAAAUUUCACAACAGUUAAACCAGAUGAUGCUUUUGAAGAUGUCAUCGUAAAACCACCUAUUAGAAAGUUGGUACACGACAAAGAAGUGGCAGCAGAAGACGAGCAAGUUUUCCUUAUGAAACAGCAGUCAUCAUUAUCCAAGCAGCCUGCUACUCCAACAAGAGUAACGGAACCCCCACCAAGAGCUCCUACUGGUUCUCCUCGACCUACAGGUCGCUCUGGCCCAGCAAAUGUUGCCAGUGUCUCCCCAAUGACAACUGUGAAGAAACCGGAUCCUAAUAUGAAAGGAGCUGCAGCGAAUGAGGGUGUUUUGGCAAACUUUUUUAACAGCCUGUUGAGUAAAAAAACAGGCACCCCUGGUAGUCCCAGUGCUGGAGGUGUUCAAAGCUCAGCCAAAAAAGCAGGACAGAAGCCAGUUUUGACUGAUGUUCAAGCAGAGUUGGACAGAAUGACCCGGAAGCCAGAUUCCAUGGUUACAACCAACAACACUUCCCCAGCAGACAAUGAAGCUUGAAGGUGUCUGCUCCCCUUGGGAAACGAUAAAAAGGACUGAACCAAAAUAUAACUUUAAUCACCAGUUUAAAAAAGAACAGACUUCCUCCAAGAAAGCAGAUGUUAUAUAUAUAUUUUUUAUUUUAUUUUUUAUUUUUGGAAAGGCUACAUUUGAGGGAUUGAGCUGACUUAAAAGGCAUCAAUUAUGUUUAACAUGUCUUGUGGCAUAUAUUUUAUGCCGCCACUGUAAGGUAGCAAAACACCCACGUACUUCCUCUACUUCAUCUGCCGCACUCAGAAAACUGGUGAUUUUAUGUUUGUGCAAUGGGCCUUGUGGAAGAAUACAUGUAAACCAUUAUGAUGGCAAAAAAGACCUGACUGUUUUGAAGAAACUAAAAAAGAAACAUGAUAGCCAGGUAAAUGUAAAGAAAUAAACGGCUUAUGGAAAAUGUAUUUAUAUAUAAAUUAGACCUUUUUUUAUUUUGCAUUGUAAUGAAUUAGCUGCAUUAAUUAGUCUUGAGUCUCCAGUAUCCUCAUGACACUAACUUGAAAAUAGUGGCUUGAAUAAUGGUAUGUAUGAAAUUGAUGGUCAGAAGGAAAAGAAAAUAUGGAUGGUCAAUGAAAGUAGAAUUUUGUGGUUUAUGUAAAUAUCAUCAAAUUGUUGCAGUAUGUAAUACUAACAAGGUGUGAUUGGUCCUAUACAAAACAGAAAAUGGACAGUUGCAUUUUAGUUCAGGUUUAUGAAAUAUUGUUGUCACUGGAAGGCCAAUCAGCUAAUAAGGGGGAGGUAAUUUUCUUCUGUGGCUACAAGUGCCUGACACAGUGUGUCAUACCAGGUGCUUGUUUCAGUUAUGCACUGUUGUACAAGCAGUCACUUAUAUGUAUUAUUCGUUUCUUUUUUUUAUUUAUUUUUUGUUUAUGACACCAGUCUGCAAAUUUAUAAGAAUGCUUUUGUAAAGCUGUUGCCUAGGUGAAUUCUUUUGAACGUAUCAUUGGGCAUACUGCCUAUUAUUGUUAUGGUGGCAGCAUUUCAAAAUUCACUAGCAAAAAUCAGCAUUGGCACCUGGUAAGAAUCAUUAAGUAGACUUCUAACAUGUUACUUUUCAUCUUGGUUUGAAUAUUUUGAGUUAAACCAGAAAGCUUAUAAAUAUGAAAAUAAAGCUAGCUUUUAAUGGUCUGCCAAAAAGGAAGAUUAAAAAAUGUCAGCAAGAAAAAGUUUAAUAAUACUUUAACCCUCAGACUAUUUAAAGACCUAAUCCUGGCAACUCAUAGUUGCCUACUAAAGUGAACAUCUUUUUAAUUUUUUUUUCUUCCAAACCUGUAUGCAUUAUGAAAUAAUUUCUGUAAUGUUUUUGUUUUUGUUACAGGAUUUGCAAGUCACUAUUAAUUUUGCUAAGUUUAAUAUAUUUUGGAUUAUUUGUGAUCAGAAGAAACAUGUUAGAAGGUAAAGUCACUGUAACUAGUUAUUCCAGUGCAGCUACCUGCAUUUAUAACACAACAUUUUCUAACCUGCCUAAUUUAAUUAAGGGUUCACUCAUGCACACACCCUCACUCAUACGGGGCCAAUUUUGAAUCGCCAAUAACCUUACAUGUACAUCUUUUGAAGACAUGGGAAGAAAAUGGAAGUACCCAGAGAAGAACCCAUGCAGACACAGGGAGAACACGCAAACUCCUUAGAGAUGGUGACUGGUUAUGAAAUUUGAUCCUAGGAUGCUGGAUCCAUGAGGCAGCAGUGCUAACCACUAUGCCACUUUGUCUGCAAUUGUAGGUUUUCUAAUUGUGAGACAAGUUAAACUAACCGAUUGAGGUGUGUCAUCCUAGAUGUUUUAGAGUAGAAUAUUUACUCUUUUUAUUGUUGAUCUCAGUGUUAACACAAUGAAAGGAACUUAUCAUAAGGAUAUGCAGAUAGAAUCCUUCUGUACCCUUCAGUUUCAGGCACAUCAAGUGACCCGUAUGUUGUAAAUUUAAAGAAAAUGCAUUCAUUUCUUCUUGAAGCAGUAUCUUCCAAAAUAUCUGCCUUCAGAUGCCUACAUAUUCCCAUCCUCACCCUGGCCCUAAAAAGUGGGAAAGCUUACUAAAAUACCGAAAACCGAAACUAUGGUAGCAGCCAAAGAUGCUUGGUUUUUAUUCUCUUAUUCUGCUUUGAAUAAAACAUGUUGCACUAUCAACCUUGAAUAAUAAUUGCAACAUUUCAGUUUGCUUUGUAAAACACUUUGAAGUAGUGCUGGGACAGGUGUUUUAUCAAAUUGAGUGAACAUCCUAAUCCAACAUUCCAAAUUUUAUGCUUGGUGAAAAGGCACAUAAAUGUAAUGUUUAGACACUCAGUUUUCUUUUUUAUGUAAUUAUAUUAUGAUAAACAUAAGACUACAAGGCAAGUUGUGUGGAGUCUUAUUUUUAGUUGCAUGAACCAGUUUAUUGAUCAGAAGCAAACCAGUCCCCCUUUAAUGAAUGGUAUGUCUGGAUCUGUUAAGUUGCAAAUAUAAUAAUUUACCUGUGUUUAAAAGUACUUAAAUGCAGAGACUGAUGCUUAAAGUGAAAGCACAAUGAUUAAAAUUGGAGCAUUUAUUUGCAUUUAAACAUGUCUGUGUGCCAGGCAAGCACUUAAAAAUGUGGAAUAAUGUAUAAGAAGUCUCUUUAUAAUACAAUUUUGCAUAAAUGUUUUAUUUUGGAGUUUAAAAACAUUGUGGUCCUGUAAUUAACAACCUGCUUGCUUAGCUCUUUGCAUUUCACACACAAUGAUUGAGAUGUACAAUAUAUUCUGAUUUCCACAUGAUAAUGGCAGUGAUUUAGAGACAGACUUCUUCAAGCAUUUGCUCCAGUUUCAAAAACAGUUAUUAAUUUCAUAGUGGAAAUUUGCUGAAAAUGUAUGGCUGCUAUUGCCUGCCGUCCCUUCUAUACAUUUUAAGCUUUUCAUUGUUUUAUUUUAUUAAUAUUAUGGAAAUGUGCCCCAUGUUUGUCAUUGAUUUAGCAUUUUGUUGCAAUGGUCUGUGCCCAUUAUUUAUCAAAAUGUUGCCAUCUUUGGAAUCCUGCAUCGUUUGGUUACCAGUAUUUGCAGGAGUUAGAAACCAAAGUGCAGAAACACUUAACAGCCUUCAAUUUUUGUCUAAAGUAAUAACAUUGGACAUUAAUGUUUGUAUACAGGGAUGUAAUUAUGUUGUAGAACUGUUUAGCCCUGAAGCAAAUGUAAAUGUUUUUAGUUUUAUUAUUUUAUUCAGUUAAUGUCAUAUGAAGAACAGUUUUCAUCUAAUACAGGUCUGGCUUAAUAAAGACGGUUUUGUAUCUGGCAUAAGCAUUCAAUAAACUCAAUUUUCUUGCUGCUAA
Messenger RNA from Polypterus senegalus (gray bichir), 4814 nucleotides. RefSeq names its product dynein, cytoplasmic 1, light intermediate chain 2 (gene dync1li2). NCBI's taxonomy places the organism in Eukaryota, Metazoa, Chordata, Cladistia, Polypteriformes, Polypteridae. Gene Ontology annotation, molecular function: dynein heavy chain binding. The coding region runs from base 40 to 1515 and encodes 491 amino acids. Gene Ontology annotation, cellular component: cytoplasmic dynein complex; centrosome. The record is from RefSeq and is a predicted model, not a curated record. The transcript is spliced from 13 exons. Gene Ontology annotation, biological process: microtubule-based movement; microtubule cytoskeleton organization.